Entrophospora sp. SA101 is the source of this 696-nucleotide messenger RNA. NCBI's taxonomy places the organism in Eukaryota, Fungi, Glomeromycota, Glomeromycetes, Entrophosporales, Entrophosporaceae. The record is from the annotation of a GenBank genome assembly.
AUGGAAGUUCCAAGUAUAUCUAUGGAAGCUAAUUCUUCUAUACCUGAGCCAGCUAAACUCGAAGUAAAAAAUAAUAGGUUUGCAAAUGGAUCUUUGCUCUCUAUAAGAUCGAUUAUUCCUGAUGUUAUAGGAAUUUCUGGUUUAAUUAUUCGCAAAUCAAGAUUUUAUUUGUUAACUGUCAAAAAGAAAGCAUACAGACAUAUUGAUUCUAAACCAUAUCAAGCAUGGAAUUUUCAUAAUAGUGUUCCUAUUAAAGACGAUUUUUACUUGAAUGUUCUUGACUGGUCUACUUUUGACGUGCUAGGAUUUGGUUUAGAUUCGAUGGUUCAUCUUUGGAAUUGUGGCGCAAAACGGUUGAUGCAAUUACAAACAUUAAACAUAGAGUCUACAGUUACGUCUGUCAAAUGGUCAAAGAUGAAUAUGAACCUUGCAGUGGGUACAUUAAAUGGAAGGGUACAAAUUUGGGAUUUAAAAACACUCACGAAAAUUCGUGACAUGAAUGGACAUAUGAAACGAGUUGGCACUCUUUCAUGGAAUAAUAAUAUAAUUACGUCAGGAAGUGGGGAUAAAUUUAUUAUGCAUAAAGACAUAAGAUGUCAACAAGAUUAUGUUCAAAUAUUUCCAGGGCAUGCCUCUGAAGUAUUUAUUAUUAAAAAAUUGCCACCACAGCCAAAUCACAAUUACAAUCAAUUAUGA